GCAUCCUGGGGAGGCUGGCGCGCGGCCGAAGGACAGGGAGGAGAUGGUGCGGUUCAAGCACAGGUACCUGCUGUGUGAGAUCGUCUCGGAAGACCCCCGCUGCCGGCAGUGCAUCGACGAGCGGGCGGUGGGCGCUGCGGCGAAGGAUGCCGUUGCCCGGACCCACGGGGACUACGGGCUGGCCUGCUGCUCCAUCUCCUUCACAGUGAAAUAUCUCAAUGCCUAUACAGGCAUAGUUCUCUUGCGUUGCCGAAAGGACUUCUACAGGCUCCUAUGGUCAGCUCUUCCCUUUGUCACUUACUUAGAGAACAGGAACCAGCGUUAUUCCUGUUUCUUCAACACACUACAUGUUGGAGGGACAAUAAGAACAUGUCAGAAGUUCCUUGUGCAGUACAAUAGGAAACAGCUGCUGCUAUUAUUGCACAACUGCACCAGUGAAGAGGAAAGACAGUCCAUCCAGAAGUCAGUGUUAAGCUGUUGCCUUAAGGAAGUGGAGGAGGAGCAGUCUCAAAGUGGGGAUGAAGAUGACGACUGUGCAGAGACAGACUGAACAUAAACCUAAAACUAGUGCAAUGCCUUAUGUGAGACAAGCUGAUAACAUGCAGUUAAAAAGAUGUCCUGGGCUUUCUGCCGUAUGCUGAGCAGAUAAGAUUGAAGGCAUCUCGUGCCCCACUUUUUUUAAAACAUUGAUUUUUUGGAAAUAAAGCAAAUAUAAGGGUAAAAUAUGUUGCUUUCUUGUAAAAUCACUGUGCAGCAGCCUUAAAAACUCAACUACAGCACUCUUCAGUUAAACUAUUUAAGCAAGAGUCUGCAUCUCCUCAAGCCAAGAGGGGGAAAUGGAGUGGUGGCUUUUACCAGGUUGUAUAGUAGAGGAAGGUUAGUAGGUUGGCUGGAUUUUUAAUGGCAUGGGAGACAUAAGCAAGCUAUCAAAGGGAUAGCCGUGUUAGUCU
Molecule: messenger RNA, 950 nt
Organism: Emys orbicularis (European pond turtle)
Lineage: Eukaryota; Metazoa; Chordata; Testudines; Emydidae
Gene: POP5
Product: POP5 homolog, ribonuclease P/MRP subunit
Exons: 5
Coding region: 44-550 (168 amino acids)
Biological process (GO): tRNA 5'-leader removal
Cellular component (GO): ribonuclease P complex
Molecular function (GO): ribonuclease P RNA binding
Source: RefSeq, a predicted model, not a curated record